AUGAAUUCUCUUUCCGAAAUAUCGUGCUACCACGAAACCCUCAAGGGAGCUCGUUUACAUUUCACGAAGAGCGGAAAUCGAUCGGGGGAUCUGAUUAUUCUUCUUCAUGGCCUCGGUGGAUCCACAGAAACAUUUCGAACAAUUUUGCCUGCGCUUUUACCUGAAAAAAAUUGUCUAGUUAGUGUUGACCUGGAGGGAUUUGGCAAGUCACUUCUGUCGUCUGCAGAUCCCAUUCUCUCCAUUCCUCGAUAUGUCGACGACCUGGAACAUCUCGUGGCAUCUCUCCAGGGUACUUCAGAAGAGCUCUCCAAAGGACAAAUACUAUUCAUCGGCCACAGCCUCGGCGCUAUCAUCUCGUUGCACUACGCCGCUCGGUACCCUGAUAAAAUUCGUGGACUCGCUCUCCUGGGGGCGGGCCGUUCGUUCUCCCACAUCCCAGCCGCACGAGAGCGAAUGUUAAGGCUAGCAGCCACAACUCGAGAAAAGGGCAUCGAAGCUGCGGCAGAAAUUGCAGUGACCUCCAACUUUCCCUCGGACGUUGUCGUCGCACUCAAAAUGCGACAAAUCGUACGAGACGCUGUUUUGAGCUGCGAUGCCGAGUCCUACGCUCGGGCGUGUGAGGCUAUUGCAGGCCUUGAUCAUUUGGAUCCAGAUUAUGGAUCCAUAUGUGCCCCCACUCUGCUUUUAUCCGGAGGAAAUGAUGUUAUAUCACCCCCAGAAAGGUCUGUUGGUCUUCAGGAAGUUAUUGGAGACAAUGCGUGGGUAGAAGUUCUUGGGGGAGUUGGACAUCAAAUAAUUAUACAAGAGCCGGCCCUAACCACCAAGGCCAUCAAUGUGCUUUUAGAGAAAAUCGAUAAAUAG
This is a messenger RNA of Penicillium macrosclerotiorum, 861 nucleotides long. RefSeq names its product alpha/beta fold hydrolase. NCBI's taxonomy places the organism in Eukaryota, Fungi, Ascomycota, Eurotiomycetes, Eurotiales, Aspergillaceae. The transcript has a single exon. Bases 1 to 861 code for a protein of 286 amino acids. The record is from RefSeq and is a predicted model, not a curated record. Gene Ontology annotation, molecular function: catalytic activity.